CUACUGCUACUAUGGUCACAUUACAGCAGGGAAGUCGAGUUUAAGCAAUAGUUGAAUAAAAAUACAAUAAUGGAUCAGCCUCCAUUGCCGCCGCCACAAGAAUAUUCUACGCUACCUCCGCCUCCGCCGCCUCCACCUCCGGACACGGAACACCUAUUGCCACCUGGCGUACAAGAUGACGGACCACCCGGCACAAGUGAUGUACCAAUUGCAGCCAGCAAUCAAUUCAAUUACGAGCAGCAUCCGUCGAGUGUCAAUAAUUUAAAUGACGAUCACAGUUCCUAUGCUAAUUAUAUGAAAUAUGCUGCACCACACUCCGCAUGCCCACAGCAGUCACAACCAUACGCAGCAAAUUCAGGCCCACAUUCAUAUAAUCCGUACUACUACCAUGAAGGCUAUGCUGGACACACAAACUACGCUCAUCCAUCGGCUGGCGCAUAUGAUUAUGACCAGUAUGGACAGAGCACGCACACGUAUAAUUAUCAGGAACGCAAUCGGUACGAACACAAUUCCAAUUAUCGAUUAGUCGAUCAAAGGUAUGCGGGUUAUAACCACAGCUACCCGAAUAACUACGGUGGAGGCUAUAAUUACAACAACAACAACAACAGUCGCUAUGAGCACCACUAUCACAAUCCGCGACAGGCACGUACCGGCUCCUAUCCAUAUGCACGCAAGACAACAUCGGUCAAUGAGGACACACGCAGCUAUAGCAAGCGGAGUGAAUCCGAUGCGUAUGCUCCAAAGAUAGAAACAGAGCGCGAUCGUGUACUGCGUCAGUAUUGUGCCAAUUAUUGCGAAAAGUCCGAGGAUUAUAUUAAGAAAAUCAAGGCACUCAACGAGGCUGAAGCGCCAGCUGAGACCUGGGUGCGUUCCUCGCCCGCUGAGCUUUACUACGAGCGCACCAAGACGGAGCACGAGGUUAAGGCCAAGACACGUCUCCACAAACUGUGCGCCCUCUUUGAUGAUGAGCUCAUCCAGCGUGCUGUACGAGAGCGUCAGAAUUUGCCCGCUUAUGAGCCGCCGCCACGCAAGACACGACGACGCGCCUGCAAGCACAAGCACAAGUCGGAGGCAUGCUCCUCGAGCUCUGAUUCCGACUCGGAUGAGGAUGCCUUCAAGAUUGAGCAAGACUGCUGCAUGGAGGAGUUGUCGCGCAAGGUGCUCCAUCCGCAGCGCGUCCAUCCCGACCUGUGGCACAACGACGCUGGUGAGAUGAACGAUGGUCCGCUGUGCCGUUGCUCGGCGAAGUCGCGACGCAUCGGCAUACGGCAUGGCAUCUAUCCGGGCGAGAAGGGAUAUCUGGUGUGCGAUAAGGAUACGAAUAACGCAGCUAAUUUGUAUCAUUAUCGCAUCACCAUUUCACCGCCCACAAACUUUCUGACCAAGACGCCCACAAUUAUCAAGCACGACGAGCAUGAGUUUCUCUUCGAGGGAUUCUCGCUGCUGUCGCAUGUGCGCCUCACCGAUCUGCCUGUGUGCAAGGUGAUUCGCUUCAACAUCGAGUACACCAUCGAAUACGAUGAGGAGAAGAUGCCCGAGAACUUUACCAUACGUGAACUGGAUUUGUUCUUUAAAUACCUGUUCCAUGAGCUGCUGGAGCUUGUCGACUUCAAUCUGAUACCGAAUGGAUCGGCAAACGCUGAUGAUUCCUGUCCAGCCUUUCAUUUUCUGCCUCGUUUUGUGCGCGAGCUGCCCGACAAUGGCAAAGAAGUGCUGGCCAUGUGCGAGGUUCUCAAGUAUUUGCUGGACAACUCCGCUGAGCUGGUCGAACGUCAGCAGUUGCUCCACUUAAAUCAGAUCAGUACGCAUGAGUGGCAAAAAUAUGUGGACAUUAUCAAGGGCAUGCUGGUGACGAAGCCGGGCCACAAGCCGUGUUCGCUGCGCGUCGAUCAGUUGGAUCGAAACAAUUCGGAUUUGCCAGUGUGCUUGGAUCGGGAGACGGGUAUCUCACAUCCGGCGAUUGUACACUUCGGCAUCCGUCCGCCACAGCUGAGCUAUGCGGGCAAUCCCGAGUAUCAGAAGGCGUGGCGUGAAUAUGUCAAGUUCCGUCAUCUAAUGGCCAACAUGUCGAAGCCAUCGUUCAAGGACAAACGCAAGCUGGAGGACAAGGAGCAGCGAUUGCAGGAGAUGCGCACCCAGGGACGCAUGAAACGCAAUAUUACGGUGGCCAUCAGUUCGGAGGGUUUCUAUCGCACCGGCAUCAUGUGCGACAUUGUGCAGCAUGCCAUGCUCAUACCGGUGCUCACCGGGCACUUGCGGUUCCACAAGUCGCUGGAUCUGCUCGAGGAGAGCAUUGGCUACAAGUUCAAGAAUCGUUAUUUGCUCCAGCUGGCGUUGACCCAUCCAUCGUACAAGGAGAACUACGGCACCAAUCCGGAUCAUGCGCGCAAUUCGCUAACAAAUUGUGGCAUUCGCCAGCCGGAAUAUGGGGAUCGAAAGAUUCACUAUAUGAACACACGCAAACGGGGAAUAAAUACGCUGGUCAGCAUUAUGUCCCGUUUUGGCAAGGAUCACGAGACUUUGUCGAAUAUAACGCACAAUGAACGUUUGGAGUUCCUCGGCGAUGCCGUUGUCGAAUUCCUCAGCUCAAUCCAUUUGUUCUUUAUGUUCCCUGAGCUGGAAGAGGGCGGCCUGGCCACUUAUCGUGCGGCGAUUGUGCAGAAUCAGCACUUGGCACUGCUCGCCAAGAAAUUACAACUCGAGGAGUUCAUGUUGUAUGCCCACGGAUCGGAUUUGUGUCACGAGCUCGAGUUGCGUCAUGCAAUGGCCAAUUGUUUUGAGGCUUUGAUGGGCGCAUUGCUCUUGGAUGGCGGCAUCAAGGUGGCCGAUGAAGUAUUCACCGAUGCACUGUUCCGGCAGGACGAUAAGUUGUUGAAGAUCUGGAAAAAUUUGCCGGAGCAUCCGUUGCAGGAACAGGAACCGUUGGGCGAUCGCAGCUGCAUUGAUUCAUAUCGCGUUCUAAAGGAUCUGACCAAGUUCGAGGAUUCCGUUGGCAUCAAGUUCAAGCAUAUACGUUUGCUGGCGCGUGCCUUCACAGAUCGCUCGAUUGGCUUUACCCAUUUGACGCUGGGCUCCAAUCAGCGGCUGGAGUUUUUGGGUGACACUGUGCUCCAAUUGAUUUGCUCGGAGUAUUUGUAUCGUCACUUUCCGGAACAUCAUGAGGGUCACUUGUCGCUGCUGCGCUCCUCGCUGGUCAACAAUCGGACUCAGGCUGUUGUCUGCGACGAUUUGGGAAUGCCCCAGUACGCUGUCUAUGCCAAUCCCAAGGCGGACUUGAAGACCAAAGAUCGUGCGGAUCUGCUUGAAGCCUUCCUGGGCGCUUUGUAUGUGGACAAGGGACUGCUGUAUUGCGAGCAGUUCUGCCACGUCUGCCUGUUUCCACGUCUGCAGCUGUUCAUCAUGAAUCAGGACUGGAACGAUCCGAAGUCAAAGCUGCAGCAAUGCUGUCUCACAUUGCGUACCAUGGAUGGCGGCGAGCCAGAUAUACCCUACUAUAAGGUAGUGGAAGCCACUGGACCCACAAAUACGCGCGUCUACAAAGUGGCUGUCUAUUUUCGCUCCAAACGUUUGGCCACCGCCAGUGGCUCGUCCAUACAGCAGGCGGAGAUGAAUGCGGCCAAGCAGGCGUUAGAGAACUCACGCGAUUUGUUUCCCCAACUGGACCAUCAGAAACGGGUCAUUGCCAAGAGCAUUAAGAAACAAACCGGUAACGAAAUGGAUACCGAAGCGGAUAGGCCACAUGACGAGCGAGCCAAGAAGCCCAAAUACGCGCCGCCCCUCAAAGAUGAAUCGCAUCUGCCGAAACAAUAUCGCAUGCACGAGAAUAUAUCCAGUGAUGAGUUGCCCGAGGACGAUGAAGAUGACAAUGACAAUACCAACAAAACACUCAGAUCACCAGUUCAUGUCUCAAGGAGUCGGAGUCGGAGUAGCAGCAGCAGCAGCACCAGCAGUGAUAGCGACAGUGCAACUAGCACACCGCCCAAGCAGCAUCCGGAUCUGCUUUACGGCUCAAUAUCACCCGUAUCCUCAUCGUCAUCGGUUUAAUUUGCUUACAACUGCUACUAAUUGCAUAUAAAAAUAAAAUAAGUGCAAAUUUGACUGUUGCUCUUUGAUGUGAUUUGA
Messenger RNA from Drosophila grimshawi, 4122 nucleotides. It is a transcript of the gene drosha, whose product is annotated as ribonuclease 3. The record is from RefSeq and is a predicted model, not a curated record. Gene Ontology annotation, molecular function: ribonuclease III activity; double-stranded RNA binding. The coding region runs from base 70 to 4044 and encodes 1324 amino acids. Gene Ontology annotation, biological process: regulation of gene expression; rRNA processing; primary miRNA processing. The transcript has 3 exons. Gene Ontology annotation, cellular component: nucleus. NCBI's taxonomy places the organism in Eukaryota, Metazoa, Arthropoda, Insecta, Diptera, Drosophilidae.